AUGGGCGCGGUGGAGGAAGCCUGUGCCUGUGGCGCCUCGCUACUCACAGUGAGGCUUUUGACGGAGUUGCUUCGCUACAGCAGUGCGUGUCGCCUGGCGAAGACGCUUGCGGCUCUCGUGGCAGGCGAACUCCCGAUCGAGCGAAACGACUGCAGGGGUCUAAUGACGGCGGUUAUUUUUGAGGGUCUGCAGGCUGCCGUUGCGCAGGGCCUGACGGAGCGUGACACCCGCCACUGGGUGCAUCCUGUGCUGGACGUUCAUCGCCGCGCCAACGUCUGCGAGGGAAAAGGGUCGCCAAAUUUGUCGUCUGCCACAUACACGCUUGCAGGUGUUGCACUCACGAAGGGUCGCGUCUUGGGAAUACUACUCGGCAAGAAUGAGGAGGACUCCAGGCAUGAGGUUCCUGUGGAUGAGUUGAGGCUGGCCGAGGAGGCCCCCCUCUUUCAUGACGAGCUGUUGCCAGCAGUCGAAUGCAUUCAACCGCGCCGUACCUCAAGGAGCGCGCCGAAUUGGUUUCUUGAAAAACUCUGCGGCGCAUCCACAAAGCUGCUUACUUCGUUUAACCAAAAGCGGCGUAAGGCUUGGGCGCUGACAGACAAACUGCUCAUUCUCUUCUACGAGGAGCGCAGGCGCUUGGCGGAGCUUAAAGCGUGCCUGAGGCGAGAGAGGACGGCUAUCGAGCUCAAGGAACUCACACUCACCCAACGCGACGGGUGUGACACGGUGCAGCUGAAAAUUCACAUCUGCGACAAAACUGACGAGGGGUGGUUUCAUGCCGUUUGUCCAAGUGAAACGGUGCAGCAGGAUUCGCACGAGGUACUCAUCACCUUGGAGAUUCAAGCGGAACACGUGGCCCGGUUGCGGCGGUUGGCCUCAUGCUGCGAGGAUGGCCACUUUGGUUUCUCCCUGGCUCUAGUUCUACUGCGGUACGCCGGGCUGAGCGGUGGGGAGUGGCAGCUGGAGUCCGGAUGGCACGCAGCUGUUCCCCCCGGUGUAUUUGCCUCGUUAGCCAGUGCCUUUCACGUGACAGUGGAAUGCUUCGCGAGUCCGUUGAAUUGCACGCUGCCGCGGUAUUUCUCCGCGUUUCCUGACACAGAUGCUUUCUUUGGUUCUUGCGGCAAUUUUUUUGCAUCCGCGCCGUCGCUGCCCUUGGAUGGCGAUUCGCUGUCACUUGAGGCGAAUCCGCCUUUCGACCAUGAGGUGAUUGGCGCCGGCUUGGAACGCGCCUUGCAGUGGCUGGAGGACACGCCAGCCACACGCCCACUGUCCUUUGUUUUUAUAUUGCCCGACUCGGCGCAAACCAACGGCAUCGCAGUGCGCCGGAACGCGGAGCGGAGUCGUUUUUUCCGCGGUGAUUGCGUUAUCGCUCCUCACCUGUCGAUGUACCUUCAUGGAGCUCGUCAUACUGAACAGCAGAUGAGGCGAAAACGUUCAUGGGACGCGUCUGGUGGUGAUGAGAAACUAGUUGUCUUGUCCUGUGCAACGAGGUUAUUGGUGCUGCAGAACGAUGCUGCUGCGGCCGUGUUCUCUGCCAGUGAAGGAAUAGCAAAGGUGCGAGCUGCCUGGGAGGCGUUGUCGUCUGAUGUGGCACUGUGA
Messenger RNA from Trypanosoma conorhini, 1596 nucleotides. RefSeq names its product putative phosphorylated CTD-interacting factor 1-like. Bases 1 to 1596 code for a protein of 531 amino acids. NCBI's taxonomy places the organism in Eukaryota, Euglenozoa, Kinetoplastea, Trypanosomatida, Trypanosomatidae. Gene Ontology annotation, molecular function: RNA polymerase II C-terminal domain binding; mRNA (2'-O-methyladenosine-N6-)-methyltransferase activity. The transcript has a single exon. The record is from RefSeq and is a predicted model, not a curated record.